Messenger RNA from Chironomus riparius, 3615 nucleotides. The record is from the annotation of a GenBank genome assembly. Lineage: Eukaryota; Metazoa; Arthropoda; Insecta; Diptera; Chironomidae.
CACAUGUGAGUGGAAAUAAAUAUUUCAAAAUAAUUGAUAAAAAUAUUAAAUACCCAAGUUAAUAAUGGGUAAUGACGAUGAUUUCAUGGAUAAAAAGAAGCCGCACAAGGCAAGGCAUUCGGGUGUUAAGGCAAAAAAGAAGGAAGAUAAAAAGUCGAAGCAGCUACCAACUGAUAAGCAAAAGAAUCCAAAAGCAUUUGCAAUUAAUGCCGUUCGAAGUGCUGAGAAUCGAUUUCACAGAAAACAGGAUUUAAAGACCAAAAAACAUCAUAUUCCGAUUGUUGACAACAGCACAGAGGAAGCGCCACCAAUUGUUAUAGGCGUUGUUGGACCUCCAAAAGUGGGAAAAUCGACAUUAAUUAAUAAUUUGAUCAGAAACUUUACUAGAACGAAUGUGACUAGCAUUAAAGGACCGAUCACAAUAGUAGUGUCUAAGAAACGUCGCAUAACACUUAUAGAAUGUAAUAAUGAUAUAAAUUCGAUGAUUGAUUUAGCAAAAUGUGCAGAUUUAGUGUUAUUAAUGUGUGAUGCAAGUUUUGGAUUCGAAAUGGAGAUUUUUGAGUUCCUUAAUAUUGCACAAGUUCAUGGAAUGCCGAAAAUUAUGGGAAUUCUGACUCAUCUCGAUUCAAUUAAGAACAUAAAAGCUCUUCAAAAACGUAAGAAGCUUUUAAAGCAUCGAUUUUGGACAGAAGUUUAUCAAGGUGCUAAAUUGUUCUAUCUUUCUGGUAUACAGUAUGGCGAGUAUCUUCGUAAUGAAAUUAAGAAUUUAGGAAGAUUUAUUCACGUAAUGAAGUUUAGACCACUUACAUGGCGAGGACAGCAUAGCUAUAUACUUGCUGAUCGUAUGGAAGACAUUACAAAUCAAGAAACAAUUCGUUUAAAUCAAAAGUGUGAUCGAAAUGUCGUUUUGUAUGGAUAUGUUAGAGGAAUUCCAUUAAAGAAAGGAAAUGCUGUUCAUAUUGCUGGUUUAGGUGAUAUGAAAAUUGAUGAACUGCAGGCUUUACCUGAUCCAUGUCCUAUGGCUUCAAAAGAAAAGAAACGAAAUUUAUUAGAAAAGGAAAGACUUCUUUAUGCUCCAAUGAGUGGUGUUGGUGGAAUUGUUUACGAUAAAGAUGCUGUCUAUAUUGAACUUCAAGGAUCACAUAGUCACACGAGAGAUAAUACCGAACAAUCAAAGCUUGUCAGAGAAAUUAUUGAGAAGAAACAAACAUUUGAUGAACAAAUUCAAAAUCAAGAAUUUCGUCUGUUUUCUGAUGGUGACGUUAUUAAAUCUGGUGAUUUUCAAGAGGAUAUAGACGAAAGUGGGAGCGAAAACGAUCAGGAAAUGGAUGAUGAUUCAGGAAUGGAUUCUGAGCCAGAAAACGACAAUUUAAACGAUUCUAGCGGUUGGAAUCCAGAGGAUGAGAACGAUGAAGAAAAUGAAGGUUCUGUAGGCAGUUCCGAUGAAGAAUAUCAAGAAAUUGGAAAUGGAAAUGAAUUUGAUGACACAAUCGACAAUGAUGAUGAUGAUGACGAAAUGAUUGGAAGUGACUGGAAGGAAGGAGUUGCAGAUAGAGCUAGAAAUGCAUAUUUAGAGAGACAAUCAAACAAUAAAAGUAUAAUGAAGUUAGUUUAUGGAAAAUAUCACCAAAAUUCAUCCAAAAACGCUGAUUCCGAUAAUGAAGAAGAAGAUGGCAAAAUUGGUGGAUUAUUUAAAAGUAUAUCAAAACUUCAGUCACAAAUUCAUCAAGAAAAGCAGCAAAGAGAUGCAGAAGAAUGUCCAUUUUUUGAGAGUGACAAUGUUGGAAUUAGAAAUUGGUUGUCCGAUGAUAAUAAGAGUUUAGUUGUGAAUAAAUUUGUAACUGGAAAGUGGAAAAGUAAUGAAGAUGCUGAGCAAUUAUUAGCAUUAGAUGACAUGAGCGAUGGAGAUAGCGAAGUUUAUGGUGAUUUUGAGGAUUUGGAAACUGGAGAAAAGUUUGAAGGAAAAACAGUUAAAAAAGACGAAAGCGAUGAUGAAAAUGAAAAUAAAGAAGAAGUAAAAGUGUCAAAAAAGCGAGAUCGUGUUGAGGAAAUGAAUAUGACUCGUAAAGAAUUAAUAGCAAAGAAAAUGAAGUUGAAAGCUAAAUUCGAUUCAGAAUAUGAUAAUCCAGAACUUAAAGACUCGCACAGAAUCGAGGAUGAUGAAGCAUUUUAUGAAAAAUGGAAGGCUGAAGCAGACAAACAAGCUGAAUUAAAUCGUAAAGAGUUUUCAGGUCUCGAUGAUCACGUUAGAAGUGAAAUUGAAGGUUUUCGAGCUGGUCUUUAUGUGAGAUUAAGCUUUAAAAAUAUUCCAUGCGAAUUCGUCACGAACUUUGAUGCUUCUUAUCCAAUUUUGAUCGGUGCAUUAAACAUGUCUGAAGAAAAUAUUGGAUUAGUUAAUUGUGAAGUCAAAAAGCACCGAUGGCAUAGAAAGAUUUUAAAAACUGGAGAUCCAUUAAUUAUUUCACUUGGUUGGAGACGCUUCCAAACUGUUCCUGUUUAUUCUAAACGAGAAGAUGAUUUGAAAUAUCGAUUCUUAAAAUAUACACCAAAUCAUAUUAAUUGUCAUAUGAGCUUUUAUGGACCAAUUACGCCUCAAGCAACUGGAUUUUUGGCUGUUCAAACUGUCACAAAUGACAUAACAGAAAUGAAGAGAAUUGGUUUUAGAAUUGCAGCAACUGGAUCAGUUAAAGAAAUUGACAAAUCAUCAUCGAUUUUGAAGAAGCUUAAGCUCGUCGGUACACCAAUUAAAAUCUUCCAGAAGUCUGCCUUCAUUAAAGGAAUGUUCAACAGUGACUUGGAAGUAGCUAAAUUCACAGGUGCCAAAAUAAAGGCAGUGUCAGGAAUUAGAGGUCAAAUAAAGAAGGGAAUUUCAUCUAUUAAAGAAAAAUCAGGAAGACAUGUAAAUGUCGAGCCUGGAACGUUCCGUGCUACAUUCGAAGAUAAAAUCAAAAUGAGUGAUAUUAUUUUCUGUAGAACAUGGUUCAAAAUUGAUGUUCCACAGUUUUAUGCACCUGUUAAUAAUAUGUUGCUUCCAAUUGAAUCGAAAUCACAAUGGACAGGCAUGAAAACUUUAGGACAAUUGAAACGUGAAAGGGAAAUAAGAAAUGAAGUUAAUGAAGAUAAUUUGUAUAAACCAAUUGUGAGACAAGCUCAAGUCUUGAGACCUCUUAAAAUCCCAGCUGCAUUACAAAAAGCUCUGCCUUAUAAAGAUAAACCUAAAAAUGCACCAAUUAAUCCUAAACAGAAGUUUGAAGCAACUCGUGUUGCUGUUGUGCAUUCACCGCAUGAACAGAAAAUUGCCAAGAUGAUGAAAAUGUUAAAGGCUAAUUAUCAGGCAAAGAAAGAGAAACAAAAGGAACAGUCCACAAAGAAAUAUGUUGACAAGAUUAAGGAAAGACAGAAAGGUGAAUUCCAACAAUUACAGAAGCAAAAGGAAUUGAAGAGGAAAAUCUUUAAAGCUUUGUCGAAGAAAGAAACAGAUGAGAAGGAUGGAAAAUCUCGUCAUAAGAAGGGAUUCAAGAAGUCGUUUAAAAAGGAUUAAGUGAAUUUUAUGCUAAGUUGAACUGUUUUAAAUGGAUUUAUUUUGAAUAAUAAAUUGAAUUAUCUUGUAUUUUA